AUGCAAACUUUUAAGGACUUGUUGCCCUUUUACAACAAUCUGGAUUUCGAGCCUUUUCUUGAAGCCUUGGAGUCAAUCCGACAUUCCUACACGGGGCUGAGAAUAGAUAUUUUGAAAGAUGCGGUACCUCUGCCAGGAGUCUCAAUGAAAUAUCUCCUUCGUGGUACGCUUAACAAGAGACUCUCCGGAGUUGUACUCUCCAGAGGAGAAGGGCUACGAAAUUUUCAAAGGCGCAGUUGUCAGAGGGCCGAGCCUGGUGUUAUGUCGAAAACGAGAAUCCGUACGCACAAGUUCCAAGACGCGAAGAUGUGUCCAAGAGUUCUGGCCUACGACGCCAACCCGCUGUAUCCAAGCACAAUGGAGGUCGUUGCAUAAUAGGCGCAAACGCCAAGGAACGUCGAAAAGUUUAUUGAAGUUCUGCAGAGAGACAGAUGGUUUGAAUUCGCC
Porites lobata is the source of this 447-nucleotide messenger RNA. The record is from the annotation of a GenBank genome assembly. NCBI's taxonomy places the organism in Eukaryota, Metazoa, Cnidaria, Anthozoa, Scleractinia, Poritidae.